Molecule: messenger RNA, 2717 nt
Organism: Cajanus cajan (pigeon pea)
Lineage: Eukaryota; Viridiplantae; Streptophyta; Magnoliopsida; Fabales; Fabaceae
Product: ABC transporter G family member 6
Biological process (GO): transmembrane transport
Cellular component (GO): membrane
Molecular function (GO): ABC-type transporter activity; ATP binding; ATP hydrolysis activity
Source: RefSeq, a predicted model, not a curated record
UAUCCCAACUUCAACCCACUUUUAAAUUAACAACCAAAUCAGUACCUUCUUCUUCUCCUCCAACUUUUAAAUUACCCGUUUCUUCUGUCCCAACCACAAGUUGUUCAACUUAACUUACAAUUGCCCUCUCAACACAAAAUGUCAUCUCGCAUUGCCACGGAGAAUGCUCAACCGCUCACCAAUGCCACGCCGCCGCCCUAUUUCGACCUAAUGGAACUCGACCACCUCUCGCGCAGCUCUGUCUCCGCCGAGAUGCCCACACUCGGCCAGCUCCUCAAGCACGUUGGAGACGCGCGGAAGGAAGCCACCGGCGACGGCAGCCAAACGCCGCUGCACCACGCGCUCGACAUAACCGACGACGCCCGAAUCAACCCUAGCUCGUUGCCGUUCGUCCUCUCCUUCAGCAACCUCACCUACAGCGUCAAGGUGCGCCGCAAAAUAAGUCUCUCCACAAUCUUUCAGCGCCGGCGCGGCGGCGCGGCGACGGCGACGGUGGCGGGAACUCCUGGCGUGGAGGAGAGCACGUUCACGCGGACGAAGACGCUGCUGAACGACAUCUCCGGCGAGGCGCGCGACGGCGAGAUCAUGGCGGUCCUCGGCGCUAGCGGUUCGGGGAAGUCGACGCUAAUCGACGCGCUGGCGAACCGAAUCGCCAAGGGAAGUUUGAAAGGCAAAGUGGCGCUGAACGGCGAGGCGCUUGAGUCGCGUCUCCUGAAGGUGAUUUCCGCGUACGUGAUGCAAGACGACCUCCUCUUCCCAAUGCUCACCGUGGAAGAGACUCUCAUGUUCGCGGCGGAGUUCCGACUUCCGCGCACGCUCUCCAAGUCGAAGAAAAAAGCACGUGUCCAGGCUCUCAUCGACCAGCUAGGGCUCCGGAACGCGGCGAAGACGGUCAUCGGCGACGAAGGCCACCGCGGAGUCUCCGGAGGCGAGCGGCGGAGAGUGUCAAUCGGCACGGACAUAAUCCACGACCCGAUCCUACUCUUCCUGGACGAGCCAACCUCCGGACUCGACUCCACUAGCGCUUACAUGGUUGUGAAGGUGCUUCAGAGAAUCGCGCAGAGCGGAAGCAUCGUGAUCAUGUCCAUUCAUCAACCUAGUUACCGAAUCCUAGGGCUUCUUGACCGCAUGAUCUUCCUAUCCCGCGGCCAAACCGUUUACAGCGGUUCGCCGACGCAGUUGCCGGUUUUCUUCGCGGAGUUCGGUCAUCCGAUUCCAGAAAGCGAUAACCGAACAGAGUUCGCGUUGGACAUCAUUCGCGAACUGGAAGGCUCCCCCGGCGGAACGAAGAGCUUGGUUGAGUUCAACAAGUCGUGGCAGAGCAUGACAAAGCACAACCAAGAAACGACGACGGACGCCGAACGAAACGGCGGCUUGUCGUUGAAGGAAGCAAUAAGCGCUAGUAUUUCCAGAGGGAAACUGGUGUCCGGCGCCACCAAUACUGGCCCGAACGCGUCGUCUAUGGUGCCGACGUUCGCGAAUCCGUUUUGGGUUGAGAUGGCGACGCUGUCGAAACGGUCGCUUAUGAAUUCUCGUAGAAUGCCUGAACUGUUCGGGACUCGAUUGGGCACGGUGAUGGUGACAGGGUUCAUUCUGGCCACCAUGUUUUGGCGACUGGACAACUCUCCGAAAGGAGUGCAAGAGAGGCUGGGAUUCUACGCGUUUGCCAUGUCAACCACUUUUUACACCACCGCCGACGCGCUUCCCGUGUUUCUCCAAGAGCGUUACAUUUUCAUGAGGGAAACUGCUUACAACGCCUAUCGGAGAUUGUCGUAUUUGGUCUCGCAUGCGCUGGUGGCGUUGCCUUCCUUGGCGUUUCUCUCGCUGGCGUUUGCGGCAACCACCUUUUGGGCCGUGGGCCUGGACGGGAGCUUCUUCUUUUACUUUCUCAUAAUAUUCGCUUCCUUUUGGGCCGGGAACUCUUUCGUGACGUUUCUCUCGGGCGUGGUGCCUCACGUGAUGUUGGGUUACACCAUCGUGGUUGCCAUUCUUGCCUACUUCUUGCUCUUCAGCGGAUUCUUCGUGAACAGGGAUAGGAUUCCGAAUUACUGGAUUUGGUUCCACUACUUGUCGCUGGUGAAGUACCCUUACGAAGCUGUUCUCCAGAACGAGUUCGAUGAGACCACCAAGUGCUUCGUCAGAGGGGUGCAGAUCUUCGACAGCACGCCUCUCGCCUCGGUGCCGGAGGCUCUGAAGGUGAAGCUCUUGGAGAGCAUGAGCAACACGCUGGGCACCAACAUCACCACCUCCACGUGUUUGACCACGGGCGUCGAUGUGUUGCACCAGAACGCCGUUACCGAUUUGACCAAGUGGAACUGCUUCUGGAUCACUGUGGCUUGGGGAUUCUUCUUCAGGUUCCUCUUCUACUUGUCAUUGUUGCUCGGAAGCAAGAACAAGAGGAGGUGAUCAUCAUGCAUCAUGCAUCAUGCAUCAUGCAUCUUCCAUCAUCCAAAUACCUUGCCUUGUUACUCAAUUUUAAUUUGUGCAUCCUUUAUUAUUAUUAUUUUAUUUUAUUUUUGUUCUUUCUCUAUUCUAUUUGUUCUGUUCUUGCCAUGUGCAGUAAUGGCGUUUUCGGAAACAAAAGAAAAGAAAAUGUAAUCUUCACUUCGCUAAUUACUUGAAUAUUUGCUUAAUUAGGACAGACAUUCGUCUAUACUCAACUGUUUCGAUAAAUGUUUUCAUUGAAUAUGUUACCAACAAAAAGUUUUUUCAUUUAA